GUUUAACGGGCUUCCACGCGAAAGUGAUGAACCUGAUAACCUGCAUAGCUAGAGAAUACCAGCCUACGUCGGAUAGGAUAAUGGUCGGCUUGGUGAACAUGCUCGACAGUACAUGUUCCUCUUUGGCUAAUGAGGCAGCCGUUGCUGUGAGUGGAAAGACCAUCGUGCGAGACAUCAUAGCUCACAGGAAACGGUGUGGUGACCAAGGCGAUUUGAAGACGGUGCUCCUCGGCCUAUCGAAGGCUCUAGAGUCGCUGACCACUCCUGCAGCUAGGGCUUCCAUUGUUUGGCUGUUAGCUCAAGCAGAUG
Molecule: messenger RNA, 309 nt
Organism: Perkinsus marinus ATCC 50983
Lineage: Eukaryota; Perkinsozoa; Perkinsida; Perkinsidae
Exons: 2
Source: RefSeq, a predicted model, not a curated record